This is a messenger RNA of Rhagoletis pomonella (apple maggot), 1520 nucleotides long. RefSeq names its product mannose-6-phosphate isomerase-like. Gene Ontology annotation, cellular component: cytosol. The transcript has 3 exons. Lineage: Eukaryota; Metazoa; Arthropoda; Insecta; Diptera; Tephritidae. The record is from RefSeq and is a predicted model, not a curated record. Gene Ontology annotation, molecular function: mannose-6-phosphate isomerase activity; zinc ion binding. Gene Ontology annotation, biological process: GDP-mannose biosynthetic process; carbohydrate metabolic process. Bases 144 to 1307 code for a protein of 387 amino acids.
UGCUGUAUCACCUUCAAUUUGACCCAAGGAAUGUAAACACAUAUACGCAUAAGUGAUUUAAGUGUCUGGCCAUCAUCAGCUCUACAAUUAAAAAAAAUAUAUAUAAGCAUAAGUAAUUGUAUGGAAUUGAAUAGUUAAUAAACAUGGAACUCAUUGGGUUUGUGCAUAAAUAUGAAUGGGGAAAAUUAGGAAACGAUUCUGCCGUAGCCCAACUAGCAACUUUAAAUGACCCACAAUUUAAAGUGGAUUUAAAAUCAACUUAUGCUGAACUAUGGAUGGGUUCUCAUCCAAAUGGACCAUCCAGGUACAAAUCGGAUGGUUCUAAAUUGGAAGAAGAGUUACCGUUUUUAUUGAAAGUUUUAAGUAUAAACAAAGCGCUGAGUAUUCAAGUUCAUCCUAAUAAAGAGGAAGCUAGACGUUUGCACACAAGUAAACCUGAAAUUUACAAGGACCCCAACCAUAAACCUGAAAUGGCGAUAGCCCUUACGCCUUUUGUGGGAUUGUGUGGUUUUCGACCUCUUCCGCAAAUAAGAGACAUUCUACUCAGAAUUCAUCCACUCAACAAAUUGACCGUAGAUGAUCCCAAGGACCUCGAUCUUUUAGCUAAAGACGACGAACAAGGUUUACGACAUUGUUAUGAAAAACUUUUGAACCAGAGCGCAAUCGAGAUUGGUCUAUGCAUCGACUCGAUUUCGAAAGAAUAUUCGAAAGUUUUAUGUGAUUAUAAUAUAAUCGAAAUAUACAAUAAACUCAAAGAGGAUUUUCCAAAUGACGUUGGGGUACUUUCUAUUUUCUUUUUGAACGUUAUUCGCCUGCAACCGGGUCAGGCGAUGUUCCUUGGAGCAAACCAAAUACACGCUUACCUAUCGGGAGAUGUUGUGGAGUGCAUGGCUUGUUCCGAUAACGUAAUACGUGCUGGAUUAACGCCUAAAUAUAAGGAUAUCAAUCAACUUCUCAGUUGUUUAGAAUAUACAGGUUCUCCAGCUCAAAAUAAAAUUUUUGCCCCGGAACGCAUUGAUGAUCAGCGACUACUAUUCAAACCGCCUGUUGAAGAUUUUGCUUUGACUCAACUGACCUUAGGACGAAACGAUACAGAAUAUGUUUUAAAGGUUGAACAGUCUCCUGGUAUAUUACUUGUGAUAAGCGGACAACGCACUUUAGAAUCGAUCGGCAACAAUGCUUUAAAACUAAAACGUGGAUCGAUUGUUUACUUGCCUUGGAAAAUUGGAACCGAAAUGCGUUUUAUAUCCAGUGGAGAGGACAAUACUAAAUUUUUGACUUAUAUCAGCACCCCCAAUUCACCUUAACCCUCAACCAUUAACCUCUGGGACACUAUUUGUCUUCGAAAAAAAGAUAGAGGUAUAAUGAAUUUCGAAAAAGAGUUCGUAUAUCAAAAAAUUAGAUUAAAUAACUAUUUUCCAGGCCCAUAUUCCAAAAAUGUAUAUUCUUAUUUUCCGUCAUUGGAAAUAUCAAGUUUGAGUAAAUAAACUUUAGUCAAUACUAAAAUAUCGCUUAUUGUC